AUGGUAUUCGUGUCGAAAGCUGCUCCAGUGAAACUUUCAACUACGCCGGUACAUGAACGGAUCCUUGAAGCGUGUCGCAAUCAUGCUGCCGCCAACAAGGAUGCCGUUGUUUUCAUUGAUGCAGAGACGACAACCAAAAAAAAAUUGUAUCGAGACGUGGAGCCAACCGUUAAUAGUCUGGCUACUGCUCUCGUGAAAUUGGGAUUCAAACCAGGGGAUGUGGCUUCGCAGGCAUUUCCAAAUUGUCCGGAGUUCUUGAUUUCAAUGUUGGCAGUGAUGAAGUGCGGUGGAGCAAUGUCAAAUGCCAGUGCUAUUUUCACUGAUUAUGAACUUCAACUUCAGUUCAAUGACUCCAACACCUCUAUCGUAUUCACCGACGAAGAUCGUCUUGCCCGUGUCCGCCGAGCAGUGGCUAAAUGUCCGGGGGUCCGAAAGAUCAUAUGUCUGAGAACUUUCCCUCUGAGAGCCGAGUUUCCAGAAAAUGUUUUAGAUUUUGUCGAGUUGACUCAGACUCCGGAUCAACCAAUCAAUGUUAUUGUUCCACCAGAUUCCAUCGCACUUCUUCCAUAUUCAUCUGGAACCACUGGACGUCCAAAGGGAUGUCAAUUGACACAUAAAAACAUUUCUGCAAUGUUGGACAUUGCUACCAAUCAUCUUGAGACAGAAAUCGCUCCUGCAAUGUUUGGAAAAGAUAAGCCAACUUGGUCAAAGGAACAUGUACUUCUGUUACUUCCGUGGUAUCAUGCAUAUGGAUUGAAUACAAUGAUUGAAACAAUUCUAUUGGGAAUGACCGGAUUGGUUUUCAAAAAGUUUGACACUAUUGUCAUGUUGAAUAGAAUCAAAUUUUACAAAGUUAAACUCGCCUGGUUGGUACCUCCAAUGCUGAUAUUUCUUGCUAAAGAUGUGAUGGUUCCAAUCUUCAACAUUUCUCCAUUUCUGAAAGUGAUCAUGUCUGCAGGAGCAACAGCCGGCAAGCAACUUUGUGAAGAAGUUCAAAAACGUUUUCCUAAAGCAUGGCUUUGCCAGGCUUAUGGUAUGACUGAAAUGGUCCAAUUCACAACUUUUCCCCGUUAUGAAGAUGGUAAUUGCUUUGAGACAGUUGGUAGUAUCGGGCCAACUUAUGAAUUGAAAAUUCUUGAUAAGGAGGGUAAAGAGAUCACAAAAACUGAUACCGUUGGCCAGUUGUGCUUCCGUGGACCCACAGUCAUGAAAGGAUAUUUGAAAAAGGAAGAAAUCGGGAUAAUUGACAAUGAAGGAUUUUUGAAAACAGGCGAUCUCGGGAGCAUUGACGAAAAAGGGCGAGUUCAUGUGACAGGAAGAAUUAAGGAACUGAUCAAAGUGAAUGGAAUGCAGGUUCCACCUGUCGAAAUCGAAGACGUUCUUCUUCUUCAUCCAAAAGUAAAGGAUUGUGCCGUCAUUGGUAUUCCAGACGAACAAAAAGGAGAAUCUCCGAAAGCAUAUGUCGUCAAGAAGGAUCACACUUUGACGGAGGCUGAAUUGACCGAAUUCGUCCGUCAGAAGUUGUCCUCCUACAAAUGGAUUGACACUUAUGAAUUCACCGAUUCCAUUCCUAAGUUGGCAUCUGGAAAGAUUCAGCGAAAAAAGUUAAAAGAAAUGGCAAUGUCUGCUGGUUCAUCGAAGGAGGCGUCAGAUUCGGAAGCAAGUCACAAAAGUGCUGAGAGCUCAAUUAAAAGUGCCGAAAUUAUGGCGAAAAGUGCGGAAAAUGCCAAUAAAUGA
Messenger RNA from Caenorhabditis remanei, 1737 nucleotides. RefSeq lists its product as uncharacterized. Lineage: Eukaryota; Metazoa; Nematoda; Chromadorea; Rhabditida; Rhabditidae. The transcript is spliced from 8 exons. The coding region runs from base 1 to 1737 and encodes 578 amino acids. The record is from RefSeq and is a predicted model, not a curated record. Gene Ontology annotation, molecular function: CoA-ligase activity.